Molecule: messenger RNA, 1528 nt
Organism: Prosopis cineraria
Lineage: Eukaryota; Viridiplantae; Streptophyta; Magnoliopsida; Fabales; Fabaceae
Product: probable aspartic proteinase GIP2
Exons: 1
Coding region: 104-1306 (400 amino acids)
Biological process (GO): proteolysis
Molecular function (GO): aspartic-type endopeptidase activity
Source: RefSeq, a predicted model, not a curated record
CCACAAAUUAUUGAAGAAGCAAAAAAUCGAAGCCAGCCGGCCAGACGCGGCGCCUCAUAGCAAUUUCUCAACUUCUUUCAACUGCCAACAACACUGUGGUUCCAUGGCUUCCUUUCAAGCUUCUCUUCUUCUUCUCUUCUUUCUCAACAUCUUUCAUGCUCCUGCCUCGGCUUUUGUUCUUCCUGUGUCUAAAGACCCUUCUACGCUCCAGUACUUAACUUCUCUUUCUUAUGGCACUCCUCUUGUACCUACCCAGCUUGUGCUUGAUCUCGCUGCGCCUUCUCUCUGGAUUGAUUGUUCUUCCAGAAACGUCGCUUCCUCUUCUCUCCGUACCAUCCUGAGUCGUUCGAUUGAAUGCCUUGCGGCAAAAAGUCAUCGCUUUGAUGAGACUUCGACUCGGCUUCCCGAUCAGCACCAGCCGUGUCAGAUUUUCCCGGAAAAUACCAUCACAGGGAUGAUACCCAGAGAAGGCAACCUCGUCCAAGACAUCGUGGCGCUCCGAUCGGCCGAAACUGUUUAUCCCCUUAUCUUCACUUGUUCAUCCACUCAACAAUUGAAUGGCUUAGCGGUUGGAGCUCAAGGCAUGGUAGGUCUUGGUAGGGGUCGUGGUUCGUUGUCAUCUCAGAUUUUCAAUUCAUUGAAUGCCCGGAGAGAAUUCACUCUAUGCCUCUCUUCUUCGUCUGGGGUUGUGUUAUUCGGCAGAAACUCGUAUGAAUCUCAGCCUGAAGUUGAAAUUUUGAGAUCUCUCGCAUUCACGCCGGUUUUUACCAACCAGAAGGGAUACUUCAUCACCGUGAACUCCAUCAAAAUCGAUGGUAGGAGAUUGUCUUUGUCACUGCCCAAGAACCAAGAGACCAAAGGAAGGACUCAAUUGAGCUCGAUUGUGCCCUACACUACCAUGGAGAGUUCAAUCUAUGAUACUUUCAAGAAAGCUUAUUUGAAAGCUGCUGCUGCUAUGAACAUGACUAGAGUGACUUCAGUGACACCAUUUGAGCUCUGUUUUAGCUCCAAAGGGGUUGAUAAAGUGCCAAUGAUUGAUCUUGUGCUGCAGAGUGAGAUGGUGAAGUGGAGGAUCUAUGGAAGGAAUUCAAUGGUGCGAUUAGGCAGUGAAGUGAUGUGUUUGGGGUUUGUGGAUGGAGGAUUGAACCCAGAAUAUCCCAUUUUGAUAGGAGGAUACCAAUUGGAGGAUGUCAUUAUGCAGUUUGAUUUGGAUACUUCCAUUUUAGGAUUUAGUUCUUCUCUGUUGUUGAAGCAUUCUAGUUGCUCUGACUUCAAAUCUGGUUUCAUGUCUGCAGAAUCAGUUUGAGUAUAUCAUUUCUACUCAGUUUAGUUUAGUCCUUCUUCGUAGAUGAUUAGGCUGUCAGCUAAAUUUUGUAACCCCAUGUACAUGAGACUGAGAACUGCUUAUUUGAAUGGCAAAUAUAUGUGUAUUGAAUAGAGAAUUAGUUUAGGUGAUAUCAAGAACUGAGACUAUGUUAUGCAGUUACAAAAUUAGUUAACAAAUUCGGAUUUCCUAAUUGUUUAAUCA